AUGCCCUCGCAGGAUCGAAUCGCUGGAGGAUUCACCAACGUCACGGACACUAUCGCCGGAUCUAGCAAUAGUGGCAAUCAGUCGCAGUCCGGUACAUCUCCUCUUGGCAGCAUCGCUUCCCAGUUUCAAAACGUGGGUUCACAGUUCAACGGAGGAGUCAAUAAUGCCACCAGCGCCAUAACAGGAUCAAACACCACUUCCGGAAUUCAAAGUCAACUACAACAGCUGAUUGACACUCUUGGGUCCAAUCCGGGCAACAAACCUCAAGCGGACCCACAGUCGGAUACUUUCUUUCAACAGCUUGGGUCACAAUUCGGCAACGCCUUCGGAAGCAACAACGCAAAUCAAAGUUCCGGAUCUAACCCACUGAGUCCGAUCACUUCACAAUUUCAGAACGUAGGUUCACAGAUAACCGGAGGAUUCUCAAACGUCACCAAUGCCCUCUCAGGAUCGAGCAACAGAUCAAACACCACUACCGGAAUUCAAAGUCAACUACAACAGCUGAUUAACACUCUUGGGUCCAAUCAGGGCAACAAACCUCAAGCGAACCCACAGUCGGAUACUUUCUUUCAACAGCUUGGGUCACAAUUCGGCAACGCCUUCGGAAGCAACAACGCAAAUCAAAGUUCCGGAUCCAACCCCAUCACCUCACAAUUCCAGAACGUAGGAUCACAGAUAAACGAAGGAUUCUCAAACGUCACCAAUGCCCUCGCAGGAUCGAGCAACAGCGCUAAUCAAACAUCUGGAUCGAACCCAGUUGGCAGUAUCACCUCGCAAAUCCAAUCCGUCGGGACUCAGAUCGCUGGAGGAUUCACCAACGUCACGGACACUAUUGCCGGAUCUAGCAAUAGUGGCAAUCAGUCGCAGUCCGGUACAUCUCCUUUUGGCAGCUUCACUUCCCAGUUUCAAAACGUGGGUUCACAGUUGAACGGAGGAGUCAAUAAUGCCACCAGCGCCAUAACAGGAUCAAACACCACUACCGGAAUUCAAAGUCAACUACAACAGCUGAUUGACACUCUUGGGUCCAACCCGGGCAACAAACCUCAAGCGGACCCACAGUCGGAUACCUUCUUUCAACAGCUUGGGUCACAAUUCGGCAACGCCUUCGGAAGCAACAACGCAAAUCAAAGUUCUGGAUCCAACCCCAUCACCUCACAAUUCCAGAACGUAGGAUCACAGAUAAACGAAGGAUUCUCAAACGUCACCAAUGCCCUCGCAGGAUCGAGCAACAGUGCUAAUCAAACAUCUGGAUCGAACCCUGUUGGCAGUAUCACCUCGCAAAUCCAAUCCGUCGGGACUCAGAUCUCUGGAGGAUUCACCAACGUCACGGACACUAUCGCCGGAUCUAGCAAUAGUGGCAAUCAAUCGCAGUCCGGUACAUCUCCUCUUGGCAGCAUCGCUUCGCAGUUUCAAAACGUGGGUUCACAGUUCAACGGAGGAGUCAAUAAUGCCACCAGCGCAAUAACAGGAUCAAACACCACUUCCGGAAUUCAAAGUCAACUACAACAGUUGAUUGACACUCUUGGGUCCAAUCCGGGCAACAAACCUCAAGCGGACCCACAGUCGGAUACUUUCUUUCAACAGCUUGGGUCACAAUUCGGCAACGCCUUUGGAAGCAACAACGCAAAUCAAAGUUCCGGAUCUAACCCACUGAGUCCCAUCACCUCACAAUUCCAGAACGUAGGAUCACAGAUAACCGGAGGAUUCUCAAACGUCACCAAUGCCCUCGCAGGAUCGAGCAACAGUGCUAAUCAAACAUCUGGAUCGAACCCAGUUGGCAGUAUCACCUCGCAAAUCCAAACCAUCGGAUCCCAGAUCGCUGGAGGAUUCACCAAUGCUACGAGCGCUAUCACCGGAUCAAGCAAUAGUGCCAAUCAGUCACAGUCUGGAUCACCUCUCGACAGUAUCAAUUCUCAGCUUCAAAACGCGGGAUCGCUAUUCUCCACAGGAUUUGCCAAUACUACCGAUGCCAUAACAGGAACAAACACCAAUCCCGGAGUUCAAGGUCAGCUUCAACAACUGAUCAACAGCCUUGGAUCCAACCAAAGCAGUAACAGUACUAACAAUACAUCCGGAACUGAUCCUUUGGGUGGUAUAUCCUCACAGUUUCAAAACAUAGGAUCACAAAUUUCCGGUGGAUUCAACAACGUCUCUAGCGCCUUCACAGGUUCGAACAACCAAGCUAACCAAACAUCCGGAUCAUCUACACUGGGAUCGAUUGCAUCACAAUUCCAAAAUAUAGGAUCGCAAUUCACCGGAGGCAUCUCCAACUUCACCGGUGCCAUAACGGGUUCAAACAACAACAAUCCUCCUCCGGCCAACACUUCACAAGAUACUGGCGUUUUUGGGUCAUUCAAUCCCUUCGGAAGCAACAGUGCUAACCAAACCUCCGGAUCCAACCCACUUAGCCCCAUAACUUCACAAAUCCAGAACAUUGGAUCACAGAUAUCGAACGGAACUGGUGGCUUGAUUCCAAAUUCCCCCUUCAAUCAACUCAGUCCUUCUGCAGUAUCCCAAGCAUCCAACCAGGUAGUCGAUGCCCUGAAGCCAUCUUCUGUGCAAGGGCAACUCGAGGGAAUCGGUUCUCAGUUACAAGCAAACAUUCCACCUGGAAUCAAACCAUCCAUCAGUAAUGACGUAGGCGUGUUUAGCACCCCAGGUGUACUUAACUGGAACACGCUCAAUGAAGUCCCCUUCAUCACAAACUUGUUUGGAACUAACAACAACAACAACAACAACAACAACAACAACAACAACAAUCUCUUCCCAACACUUCUACCGACAUUGCCUCUACUAUGCCCAGUCUGUAGACCCGUUUGCGGAAAAACCAAUCCCAGAACGCUUCGGGAUCUGAGGGUAGUUGGAGGAUCGGCACUGACUCCCACCAACAAGUAUCCAUGGACCGCCCGCUUUUCGUACUUUGGCGCCGAUGCCGGCCAAGGGUCGUUGAUCAAUGACCGAACCGUAGUCACCACGGCUACCAUAGUGCAAAGCAUUCCAGUCUUCUCGCAGGUAAAAGUACUGUUCAACGUUUACGACCUCACGUCCACCACUGAACAGCGCCUCGUAAAGACAGUAUCCAAUGUUGUCGCUCAUCCACUCUUCAAUCCGCAAAACAUCUACAACUUCAACAUUGGAGUAGUCACGCUCGCUACACCGGUCGCUUUCACCAGCACGUUCAUGCCGAUCUGUCUACCAAAGCUGUUCGAUUCUUACGCAGGAACUAACGCGGUCACCGUCGGUUGGGGCGCUGAUUCCUUAACAGGUCAAACUUCAUCAGUUCCUCUAGAGGUAACAAUCCCCCUCUACACCGAUCGUGAAUGCAUGCUGUCCAACUCCAAACUUUCCUACAAAAAUCUUUGCGGUGGGGUGAUCAAACCAGCAGUUGCCACUGCAUUAAAGGCAACUUGCAAGGGCGAUGAUGGAGCAGGACUGAUGUAUCCAUCGCAACUCGACCCAUCAGUACUUACGUUGGCAGGCGUCAACAUCGAUGUACCAAAUCAGGGUUGUGGGGAAACGAAUCAACUGUCCGUGUUCAGCAAAACACAGAGCUACAUCGAUUUCAUCAUCCUCUACGGGUUUGGCUGCGGGUGCUAA
This is a messenger RNA of Ochlerotatus camptorhynchus, 3597 nucleotides long. RefSeq lists its product as uncharacterized. Gene Ontology annotation, molecular function: serine-type endopeptidase activity. Lineage: Eukaryota; Metazoa; Arthropoda; Insecta; Diptera; Culicidae. The transcript is spliced from 5 exons. The coding region runs from base 1 to 3597 and encodes 1198 amino acids. The record is from RefSeq and is a predicted model, not a curated record. Gene Ontology annotation, biological process: proteolysis.